AUGACUCUUUGCAUUCCCGACAAGGAGCUCGCCAUUUUAAUCGAUCGCUGGAUUGAAUACGAUUCUAAUACCAACACCAGGGCAUUCAUAGCUGGAUUGAAGGAAAAAAAUAGCUGGGAUGUUCUGGAAUCUCUGAUGCGCCCCCGCAUUUCAUUUGGCACUGCCGGACUGCGUGCAGAAAUGGGCGCUGGCUUUGCACGCAUGAACGAUCUUACGGUUAUGCAGACAUCGCAAGGCCUUGCCUCUUAUGUCAAGAAGCACACAGCAAAGGAAGAGCCGGUUGCAGUGAUUGGAUACGACCAUCGGGCAAAUUCGAAAACCUUUUCUCGAAUCACAACCGAGGCCUUUUUAAAGAAGGGGUUCAAGGUAUUUUUGUUCCCAGACAUCAUUCCAACACCCCUUCUGGCCUUUUCUGUGCUGCAGCUAAAGGCCGAUAUUGGAGUCAUGAUAACCGCAUCGCACAAUCCAAAGUCCGACAAUGGCUACAAGGUCUAUUGGUCGAAUGGAGCCCAGAUUCUGGCCCCCCAUGAUGCCAAUAUCUUAUGCUCCAUCCAGGCGAAUCUGGAGCCCUGGUCUGCGUUGCCAAGCGCGCUUGACAAGACUUUUGUUCCUGACACGCUCUGUGCCUACUUGUCUUCAAUUACAUCCAUUCUUUCCGUCAAAACGGCGCCAAAAUCGGUUCCCCGUGUCGUGUAUACAGCAAUGCAUGGAGUUGGCUAUCAAACUGUCAAAGCAUCUGUGAAAGCCUGUGGCUUUCCAGAGUUAUUUCCGGUAAAAUCUCAGGUCGAUCCGGACCCAGAGUUUCCAACAGCACCCAAGCCCAACCCCGAAGAAGCAGGCGCUUUUGAUGAGGCCUUUAAAACCGCCAAGGAUGUUGGUGCUACGGUUAUCUUUUCUAAUGACCCAGAUGCCGAUCGCUUUUCACUUGCCGAGGAGCUUUCUGAUGGGAAAUGGAGGAUCUUUACUGGAGACGAAGUUGGGAUCAUCCUAGCCUCAUAUUUGGUGGAGGAGGGCUUGUUCAGGGAAACACCGAACAUUGCCGUUUUGAAUACUGUGGUCUCCAGUUCACUGUUGGGCAAAAUGGCUUCUAAUUGGAGUGCUGAGUAUGCCCACCGCAAGUUUAAAUAUGCCCAGUGUCUAACUGGGUUCAAAAACAUCGUACAUUCGGCGCAGAGGCUAAUGAACCAGGGAUAUAAUGUUGCGCUUGCUUACGAAGAGGCGCUUGGCUAUAUGUGUACGACAAAUGUGAUGGACAAGGACGGCAUUUCUGCGCUUAUGAAUGCCUGCUGA
Messenger RNA from Mitosporidium daphniae, 1290 nucleotides. RefSeq lists its product as uncharacterized. Gene Ontology annotation, biological process: purine ribonucleoside salvage; carbohydrate metabolic process. The record is from RefSeq and is a predicted model, not a curated record. Bases 1 to 1290 code for a protein of 429 amino acids. The transcript has a single exon. Lineage: Eukaryota; Fungi; Microsporidia. Gene Ontology annotation, molecular function: magnesium ion binding; phosphopentomutase activity.